GUGGGGACGUGCACGAUGGGGUGUGAGGGGGUGCGAGAGUCGCAAAGUCGCGCGGGCUUAUAUAAACGCGCGGCGGACGGUUCGCCUUCGCAGAGCCGUAUCAACCGUCGCUGGACGACACAUCCACCAUCCACGCAGAUAAUCUUCGGCAGGCCCGCUUUUGUCAGCCGCCCGGUCUCCAUCAGCGUCAAGAUGCAGCCCAAGAUGACCGUCUUAUGCACACUACUGACGUUCAUAGUCGUGGUCGCAAUUUCGAGUCUCACAGCCGAGGCAGUACCGCAUAGCCAUGAAAGUUAUUGGGAUCAGCAGGAUGACAUAGACCGAGACGAGUUCGUAGAGUUUCUCUCGCGCCUUAGUCGCGCUGUCAUGAACCGCCCUGAGAUGGAAAACUCCAAACGAGGAUUGGAUCUGGGUCUCAGUCGUGGCUUCAGCGGUUCUCAGGCGGCGAAACAUUUGAUGGGACUCGCGGCGGCGAACUACGCCGGCGGACCCGGACGAAGGCGUCGCUCGGAACAGGCGUAGAUCGUAGACACGAUCGCUGAUGCAGAGAGAUUACUAUACAACUCGUAAUAACGUCACUCCCGACUUCGAUCCUUCCACUUUGUCUCUACCUCGAGCUUGAACCACCAAUCUCAGAAUCGUCCGUUGCCAGUGGCGUAACUAACUGCACUCAAGCAAUUAAUUAAUUACUCUUCCUUCCCCAAAUAAACUAUUAUACAAACUAGAGUACACACUUUCUCCAAAGCACAAAUAGCAUAAGUUCCUUAUUGAUAAACAAAAAUUACGAUUAUAGACACGAUUUAUAGUUAAUCGAUGUUGAUAAAUUUGAUCGAUUUUUCAUUCUCCCAUUUAGUCCUCGCACUUAGAACUUUGCACGCUCCUCCUUCUAGUUGCACCACUGGCAGUUUGCAACUGCGUUGUUAAAUUGCUCUUUACUUUUUUUUCCGUAUCGUUUCGAUAGAAUAGUGGACGUGAUAAUGUUUCUCCUGGCGGAAGUGCUUUCUUUUAAAAUGAAUUUUAAAAAUAAAUCUAUCUAUACAUUUAUAGAACACGCAAAUAGCACAUUAGAUAAUUGGUCUGUACUUUGUAUCAAUUCAGAUAGAACACGGUAUAAUUUUAAAUCAACGAUCGAUUAAUAAUAAAAUGAUAAAUCUUUUUACACAAUUUUGCAAUAGGCUCUAAUUCAGAACAGAUAAUUAAUUGUUCGUAUGUUCGAGGAUCCGCGCUGCCAUCCGGAUCCUUUCAGAAGUUAAUUUUUACAGGAUGGAUACUCGAUUUGUUUUCACGUUGAAAUUUUUCCUUCCUCCUUUCCAUCGAGGAAAAACUCUAGAGAGUAUCGAAGGCAUUCUCGCCAGGUAUCGUUGUUGCUCCGCAAUGUUUUGUUCCUCCGCAAUAUUUAUUUGUUACGCGUGAGUCGCGUACGGGAUUGGUAACUUUAUUCGUGCCAUAAGAUAAAUGAAGUGGGUAGACAUAGCAUUUAGCUGAUCCAACAAGAGGGCUUCUUCGAGUCACGCCUCCGCGAAUCGAUGACGCACCACUUCCGGGCUGCAUUUAAUUCUAGUCAUUACUAUCUGCAAUUGAAAUCGUAUACCGUCGACAAGCUCCCCCGAGCGAGCGUCGCGCGCGAAAGAGAAUUUCUCCCUUAAUCCUUUAUGCGCGCGGAAUAAUUUUUCUCCUGCAGAGCUUCCGAACGCCCGCUUCGUUAAACUUUCAUACCAAACGACGUAUUGUACGAUCGCUCGCACCCCCGUACGUCUCCUCCCUUCUCCGAUAUUCUAGUAAUUCUUGUAAAAAAAAAAGAAGAAGACUCGUCGUACUUACUAUGAUAAUCGUAAUCGAUGUUGCGUUCGUUAAGUCAGGCGUUCUCAGACUUCGUUUGCGUCGACGUUAAAGUAAAUCCGCGUUGUGUGCAAAUUCCUUGUCAGCAAAUCUAAUUUUGCGUCGCGCGUCGGCUAAAGUCAUGUAAAAAAUAUCACCGCGUGGUAUCGGUCGAUCGUAUAUUUUUUUUUAUUUUUGCUUUAUUCGUUUCAUCGAGUGUUUUACACGGCAACCUCGAAACGUGUCGCGCGAAACGACUUUGAGGACCCUGCUACUUAGGUCACUUUGUUUUACUAGCUCCAACGUCUAUAUCUACAUCGUUAUGUAACACGCAAUGUGCACCGGAUGCAUAAUGCGCAUGCAUAAAUCAUAUAAGAAGUGCGACGUAGAGAUAGUAAAACUUCGUCCCUCUUUCGUGUUAUAGACUACCUUAGAUUUAGUCCGUAGGUCAGGAGUGCGCAAAAAGAAAUGUCCAAUUUAUUUUCAAAUGAAAGAAAGGGGGAAAGGCAGCUCGCGAUACUUCUCGACGUAUUCCGAAAUAUUAUUGUAUUACAACUCGUACCUUGGGAGAACAAAUAUCGAAAGUUACACAUGACUUUUCAAACUCAAUUAAUCUGGCUGAAGUUAAAUCGAGUUUCCAACGAAUUACUUGAAACAUUUAAAAUCCUCUGCUUUUGUAGCGAGCAUUUUUCAAUAAUACAUUAACAGAUUGCAAACUUUUACAAUCCGCCUGCGAACGGGCCAAUUGUAACGGGAUUUCAAUUUUCAUUUAAACCGAAUGCGACCUAUUUUGACAUUUGGCUUGUGCAUUCCUGUCAACAGGUGGUAACCAAAGCGCACAACAAGCGUCGAUAGCAGUUUCUCUAAUCGCACUCGUGAUGAUAGCAUGCACGAUAUAAUUGGAAAGACUUGCUGCAACCAGUAAAAAUCAGCUCACUGAGCCAAGCAAAUUACACGAGAUUCUCAGAUUAUAUUUCUUUACAAGAUUACCAAAGUAAAAGUAUUUAUAUGUUGUUUUAAAAAUAAAAUGUUCGAUAUAGGUAGAAUUACUCCCAGAUUUAGAUCGAUUAUCUUUCGAUUUAAGAAAUAUUAAGAUAUAUUGUUAAAAUAAUCUAAAAGGUGUUAAAAUAUAAUCUAAAAAAAUGCUAAUUAAACGGUUAUUAAUUAACAGCCGCAAAAGUGGAUCGUAAUAUUUGUUGUGUGCUAUUAUAAUUAUUUCGCAUUACGCAACGUAAUACUCGUUGCUCCAACACCUGACAUAACAAUCGUUUGUUCGAUCAGUGUACAAGCGGAUCUCGUUUUGCGAAUAAAUUACCUGCCGUUUCAGAAAUAAAUGUGUGCCCACGGACGAAGCGAUUUGUUCGCUUAAUCGCGAAAUCCCGUUUGGUUAUCACCGACACCCAGAGUGAAGCGCGUGAAGUCGACCUGCGUUAUUUCUGUGUAUUAUAAAGAGAUUUAUUGCGCCUCUAGUAAAAACUGAUCGUAAAUAAAAGUUACUUUAACCCAGC
This is a messenger RNA of Solenopsis invicta (red fire ant), 3326 nucleotides long. It is a transcript of the gene Dh31, whose product is annotated as diuretic hormone class 2. Gene Ontology annotation, molecular function: G protein-coupled receptor binding; diuretic hormone activity. The transcript is spliced from 4 exons. The coding region runs from base 16 to 522 and encodes 168 amino acids. The record is from RefSeq and is a predicted model, not a curated record. Lineage: Eukaryota; Metazoa; Arthropoda; Insecta; Hymenoptera; Formicidae. Gene Ontology annotation, biological process: body fluid secretion.